This is a messenger RNA of Dermacentor andersoni, 3555 nucleotides long. Its product is annotated as DNA-(apurinic or apyrimidinic site) endonuclease 2-like. Lineage: Eukaryota; Metazoa; Arthropoda; Arachnida; Ixodida; Ixodidae. Gene Ontology annotation, biological process: base-excision repair. Gene Ontology annotation, molecular function: DNA-(apurinic or apyrimidinic site) endonuclease activity; endonuclease activity; phosphoric diester hydrolase activity. The record is from RefSeq and is a predicted model, not a curated record. Gene Ontology annotation, cellular component: nucleus.
GUCGUCUGCGCGGCUCCGCGCAACGCGCUUCCCGCAGCCGACGUCGUCUGCUCCGCAACCGUGCCGCCGCGCGCCGCGCAUGCUGCCUCCGAGAUGGCAACGGAUGCCAUAGUAAUCUCAGAGGCCGCAGCUAGUGAUCUAAGUUGCAGACGUUCGCCACAAGCGGCGCUCGUUGCCUUUUCGCGGAGGAGAGAAAAUGGGGAGGGCCCGGAACCGAGUUUACGGAUAACGCGGCUGGCAUCUAGUAAAGGAGGCUUUGGUGUGUGGGAAACGCUGAUAAAAACGAGUCGUUGCAAACAUAGAGUUUCCUACAAAAAUUUCUGUAAGAAACUCUAUGGUUGCUAACCCCUCCCAGAAAGAGACAGCACGCCAAGCCAAGCCAAGCUGCACCAAUCCGGCGAUGCGCAAGGCGGGCAAGCGUAUUUGUUUGAACUUUGCGGCGUUUUUGUCAAAUAUGAAAUGAAACUUCUGAGCUGGAAUAUAAAUGGGCUUCGGUCCUUCAAGACAAGCAUGAAAGAUGUGCUACGUGAACUGGAUGCGGACAUAAUUUGCUUUCAAGAAACGAAGGCGACCCGCUCCGUCCUGGAAGAAAACUGGGCAAUUGUCGAUGGCUACAGCUCUUACUUUUCGUUCCCACGUCACCAGAGCGGUUACUCUGGCGUGGCAACGUACUGUAAGGACAGCUGUCGCCCGUUUGCGGCCGAGGAAGGAUUGACCGAUGUGUGGUCUAGUCCGCGGCGCAGUGACUGUGUGGGUUCCUACGGCGACACCUUAGCUUUUGACAGCAAGUUCCUCAGCACAGUCGACGGCGAGGGGCGUGCUGUCUUGACGUUGCACCAUGCUGUGUUUGGUGAAUAUACGAAGAGAGUGGCAGUCAUCAAUGUAUACUGCCCACGUGCUGAUCCCGACAGACCCGAGCGAGGUCAAAUGAAGUUGGACUUCUACAAUUUACUUGAACUACGAGCAAAGGCAUUGUUGGAAAACGGAAUGGAGGUGGUCAUAAUGGGUGACCUGAACACCUCGCACUGUAAGAUCGACCACUGUGACCCAUCCGAGGAUGAGGAAUUUUACUCCAACCCUGGACGCCAGUGGCUCAACGAGCUUCUGCUUACUCGGGAAGGUCCAGGUGGCCCUGAAGCAAUAAAAGGUGAACCAGAGAAGCCGUGCUUCCAUGAUACAUUCAGGGCACUCCACCCAACUACAGAAAAGGCAUUUACAUGCUGGAACACACGGCUCGGUGCACGCCAGACCAACUAUGGGACGCGCAUUGACUACAUACUUUGCAGCAGUGCAUUGUUGCCCUUUGUAAGCAGCAGUGAAAUCUUGCCUGAAGUGUUGGGCUCAGAUCAUUGCCCUGUCAAGGCCAGCCUUGCCUGUAUGCCGGUGUCCUCACCACAGUGCCCAUCUUAUUCAACAAGGCACUGGCCAGAAUUUUCAGGCCGGCAGCAAAGCAUUGCGGGAUUUCUGAGUAAAGAGCAUCGUGUGUCCAGUGUGAAGGCAACACAACCACCUGAAUCGCCACUCAAAAAGUGUGCCGGAACCAGAGGACAACCAGCAAAGAAGUUGAAGAUUUCAAAGAAUGGACAAUCUACAUUGAAGGGGUUCUUUGUAGUUGAGGACAAGGAAAAGGCCAAAGCAAGACAACUAGAUUCUGGUGCAGGAGGCACUAGUCUUACAAAUGGUGGCGAAGCGGAGUUUAGUGGCAAGAAAUUUUCUGCCAUAGAUGCAACCAGCUCUCAGUCGGAAACAACCAGCAACAUGCUACAAUCUGAACCCAGCUCAAUGCAGGAAACUGUGAAACAAGCAACUCAUUCUACAGCUUGGAAAAGUCUCCUUAAAGGCCCUCCUGUUGCACCCCUCUGCAAGGGCCACAGUGAGCGGUGUGUUCUUAGGACAGUGAAAAAGCCGGGGCCCAACCUUGGCCGUCAGUUUUUUGUUUGCCCACGGCCUGAGGGCCAUUCAUCAGACCCAAAUGCUCGCUGCAACUUCUUCCAGUGGGUCAACCCUCCCAAAAGGACAAAGGCAGCAGCUGAAGUUGCACUGCGAUGAUGGUGCCAAGUGCUUUAUUUGUGCUCGUAAGAUGCUGGAACGAGUGGAACUUGGCGUUAUAGUUGUGAGUAUGUCUUGCACCUUUAGAGACUCUGAAAGUCUAUGUAUGCUCAAGUUCAGGUACAGUGCUCAUUUCGCAGCAGUAUGCAUUAAGGUAAACUUGUAACAGUGCCUUGUUUAGUUGGUUUGCUUGGUUUGCUUGUUUAUUGGUCUGUCUGUCGUUUCCCCAGUGCUGCUGUGUCUGGCAAGUGUACAAGCUUGUUGAACAGUAGUAGCAUUUUAACACUUAAACAUUUAUCAGAGCUAACUCAAUUGUAUGUGUUCUGACUGAAUUCUAUGCGUUCAAUUUACUUUGUGCCAGCUGAAUGGAAUGACUUCAUGCAGUACAAGAUAUGAAUAUUUGGCAUGGCUUGUACCACAAAAUUUUAUUUUGAGAGCUGCUUACACAUGGAAUCGCACCCGAGACUUACAUGUGCUAACAGUUAAUUACUUUAUCUUCUUAUUUUCGUGGCAGACGUGUGCAGGGUUGUUCACUCUGGGAAAAACAUGCCAUUAGUAUUCAAGCACUCAUUGCAAGUUAAAUUUGAGAUAAAGGCCUACAGAAUAAUUGUUCACUAGCAGACAUGUGACCUGUCAAAUUAAACUGCAAGGUAAAAAAAACAGUAAAGUGAUAUCAGAAUGAAUACUAACAGACGCCUCCACAUUAGACCUUCUAGCCUACGCCAGGGCUGCCUUCACAGACAGAUGGUCUGAAAAAAUGCUUAUGGGUACUGGACAGUCAUUGACUGAAUUGUCUCCGCAAGGAGAAACAGCACAUCAAUCCAAGAGAGGCAACCUCCCAGAAUCUGAGUUGUCUGCUUCUGAAGGAAAGCUAGCAUGCACUGGUCGGGAAUUGGCCAUGACUUGCCCACUUCAAGUACAAGUUUAUGAUCCUCAUUAUUGCAAGCAAAGCAUUAACACUUGCAUUUACUUGAUGCUACUGUUUUGUACCUUUUAUAGUAUAUGUGUCAUGCCAGUUCUAAAUUCUCGAACAAUAAUUUUUUAGGGAAUACCAUUUUCAGUGAAUGCUUGUGGCUAAAGGGAACAAAAGUAGUACACAGGAAAAGCUCCGACUCGCCACUUCUUCACUGCUGUCCGACCCCUUGAACAACAUUCUUCACCUGUAAGCAUCUUUACUUCUUUUCAUGGAUAAUUUCGUUUCUCAAGAAAACUCGUGUAAUAAGGUCUGUCGUAACCUUUAAGACUUUUCAACACUGCUAAAUCACGGGACAACAAAGGCAACACGUGUGCCCAUGUGUUGCCAUUCUUGUCCCGUCAUUCAGCACUGUUCAAAAAGUUCAGUGUCCCAACAAACUAAAUUUUCAACCCAUCAGCAACCUUUCUAGGAGUUCAGCUCCCAAACUCUCAAGAAGUGUGGCCAACUCUCACUUACAGUGAAACAGAAGGCAAUGUCGCUGCAUGUUUGUGAAAUCAUACUUUGAAGCCCACUAAAGAGUUUUACCAGUA